CCUGUUGUGCUUUGGAUCUCAGCUGUCCCUGGGGCUUCCUCCCCCACAGGGGAGGCUGUGGGAAGGUGCAUGGAUCACGGAGUAAUCAGUGAUUCAUAAUGUGAUGGGCUUGUUGACAGGUGUGGGGAGGGGCAUGCCUUUGGGGAGGACGCCUCAGCCCCAGCCUCUUCCCCUUGGACUCUGUCACUGCCUCCCAGCUGCCGUGGGGUGAGCAGCUCUCCUCGGCUGUGCUCUCUGCCAUAGGCCCAGAAACGCUGACGCCAGUGACCGUGGAAUGACACCGCCGCCACCGUGAGCCUAAACAAACCUUUCCUCCUGGAGCCCGCCCGUCAUGUGCAGGUGAGGCCCAGGAGCUCGGUGCUGAACAUGCUCAGGAGGCUGGACAGGAUCAGGUUCAGAGGUCCCAAGAGAGAGGACUGCCUGGACCUCGCGGAGUCACCCAAUGCCUCGGACACUGAGUGUGCUGACGAGCUGCCCCUGAAGAUACCUCGGACCUCGCCCCGUGACGGCGAGGAGCUCAGGGACCCUGCAGGUCCAGGGACCCUCAUCAUGGCCACAGGUACGCCAGACUUCAACCGCACGGAGUCCGAUCGCCUGAACGAGAUCAAGGGUCACCUGGAAAUCGCUUUACUGGAGAAGCACUUCCUGCAGGAGGAGCUCCGGAAGCUCCGGGAGGAAACAAACUCGGAGAUGCUGAGGCAGGAGCUGGACCGGGAACGGCAGCGGCGGAUGGAGCUGGAACAGAAGAUGCAGGAGGUGCUGAAGGCCAGAGCCGAGGAGCAGACUGCACAGGUCCAGCAGCCGCCAAAGGGGCAGAGCCAGGCCGGCAAUGGAGCAGACCGCCGCAGCCAGGGACUGUCCUCCCGCGCACAGAAGUGGUUCUAUGAGAGGUUCGGGGAGUACCUGGAGGAUUUCCGCUUUCAGCCCGAGGAGAACACCGUGGAGACCGAGGAGCCCCUUAGUGCCCGCAGGUUAACAGAGAACAUGAGGCGGCUGAAGCGCGGGGCCAAGCCUGUCACUAACUUCGUGAGGGACCUUUCCGCCUUAUCCGACUGGUACUCUGUCUACACCUCUGCCAUUGCCUUCACAGUGUACAUGAAUGCUGUGUGGCACGGCUGGGCCAUCCCCAUGUUUCUGUUUCUGGCGAUUCUGAGACUGUCCCUCAAUUACCUCAUUGCCAGGGGCUGGCGAAUACAGUGGAGCAUUGUGCCAGAAGUGUCUGAGGCCGUGGAACCUCCAAAGGAGGACCUGACCGUGUCCGAGAAGUUCCAGCUGGUGCUGGACGUCGCCCAGAAAGCCCAGAAUCUAUUUGGCAAGAUGGCAGACAUCCUGGAAAAGAUCAAGAACCUGUUCAUGUGGGUGCAGCCCGAGAUCACGCAGAAGCUGUACAUCGCGCUGUGGGCCGCCUUCCUGGCCUCCUGCUUCUUCCCCUACCGCCUGGUGGGGCUCACCGUGGGGCUCUAUGCUGGCAUCAAGUUUUUCCUCAUCGAUUUCGUCUUCAAACGCUGCCCCCGGCUGCGAGCCAAGUAUGACACUCCCUACAUCAUCUGGCGGAGCCUCCCCACCGACCCUCAGCUCAAGGAGCGCGCGGGUGCCGCUGUGUCGCGCAGACUGCAGACGGCCGCAUCUCGGAGCUACGUCUCCAGUGCACCAGCCGGCUUGAGCAAGGAUGAGGACGCUGGUCGCCUCCACAGCACCAAGAAGGGCAACUUCCACGAAAUCUUCAACUUGACUGAAAACGAGCGUCCACUGGCAGUGUGUGAGAAUGGCUGGCGCUGCUGCCUGAUAAACCGAGACCGGAAGAUGCCCACGGACUACAUCAGGAACGGGGUUCUCUACGUGACAGAGAAUUACUUAUGCUUCGAAAGCUCCAAAUCUGGGUCUUCAAAGAGGAACAAAGUCAUCAAGCUGGUGGACAUCACAGACAUCCAGAAAUACAAGGUCCUGUCUGUCCUCCCGGGCUCAGGCAUGGGAAUUGCUGUGUCGACGCCGUCAACACAGAAACCGCUGGUGUUUGGCGCCAUGGUGCACAGGGACGAGGCCUUCGAGACCAUUUUCAGCCAGUAUGUGAAGAUCACGUCUGCAGCAGCCUCGGGUGGGGACAGCUAGUACUGAGCCCUGGACACCACUGGAAUCUUUUUAACAGUCAGUAUGGGACAGAGUGGACAGCCUCAUGACCUUUUGCAAUAAUUCCCCGACCUGUGGUUUCUGUUGCGUGGCUGCAUUCACACCCAGGGGCUGAGGCUCACGUGGAGGUACCGCUGCCCACUGGUGGGCACAUGUGGCACCUUAGUGGACACAGCUGGGCAGAGGGGCUUCAGGGCUCAUUGGGAAGAUGACAUGCAGGACGCCACUGACCAGGCCUGCUAAGCACAGCUCCUCAUUCUGCAUCCCACCUGGGUAGAGACUGGCACCGGCCACCCUAGGAGGCUCUCGUGACCCCUUGACCCCUGCUUUGCAGAGGCCAGAAGCUGCCCCACCAAAGCCAUAGCAGAGUGCAUCCAUGGUCUCCUCCGGCUGGGGUCAGGAAGGAGUGGAGUUUGGUCCCCCUGCACCAGCUGCCCAGAAAAGGCCAGUGGGUUUCCCUCACCUUUAGCGCUUGUCUUUGGAGCCCCAGGGCAUCGGCCUGGGGACAGGGUUGUCAUCGUGGGAGCAGUGAGAUUGGGUGUAUUUGGGGGCACCUCCCUCUCACCUGCUGUGGCAGAUAAGCUUGGAGGCCUGUGGUUGAACAGGAAGGGUACAGAAUGGCAUGUGGGUAAAAGCGCAUCUCAACAUUGAUCCUCUGAGAGCCGCUGGAAGAUACCAGGAAGGCUGUGGGGUGCUCUGAGCUAUGGCUGCUCUCAGGUGAAUACCAAUAGUCUGGCUGGCACUGGCCCUGGGGCUGCAACCACACAUGUAGGCGUGGGCCAGAGACCCAGGCUGCAGAUGCCCUGCCUGUGGGGCCAUCGAGAGCUCCUGGGAGAGGACCCUGUGCUGUAGGGAGUGGCUGUGAGCAGAUGCUGGUGUGGGGCUAGGCCAUCCUGCAUCCCUGACAUCUGACAGUGUUACCCCUGCGGCAGAGCCAGGCUGGACGCAAACCCCCAGGGCUGUGCACACUGGCUCAGAUGAACUCUGGCUCUUGCAGAAGGCCGGAGGGUGUGUCUCCCAGGCUUGCUUUACCCUGGGAUGUCACCUACACAUGGAUUUGAAAUGAAAAGAAGCUGACAUCAAGUCCUGGGACCGGCUUGGCCUCUGAAGGCCGCAGCCACACUCAGUCUGUACGCUCGUUAAGCAGUCUCUCCAGUUCUUCAGCUUGGCCUGGGUCUUUCAGGUGUCUCUGAGAUUGUUUUUUGAAGAAACAGAUUAUAUUUUUUACAGAGAGCAAGCUGUUUUUCUUAUUUUUGUAUCAUUUUUCAAAUGUAAUUUUUACCUUUGCUCUGAACCCUUGUUGGCUGGCUUGGGAGAAGAUGCGGUGUGUGGGCUGGUGACCCUGGUCACACCUGGCACGGAGACGGCACAACCGGCCAGAUCAGGCACAGUGGCCACACCAGGCUGCGCCGACGGUACCACCACACCUCUUGUUGAAUUCAGAGCUCCCUGGCGUGGCUUACCCGGCAGCAGACCCAGUUCUCAAGUGCACGGGUUUGGGCAGGGCCCACGAAGACCCCAAGAGGAGGUAGGAGGGGCCCUGACCUGUCCUGGGGGCGGAUGUGUGGGUGAUGCCCAAGGGUGAUGGUCAGACCUGUUCCCUGGCCCCGGCAGUGCCAGGGCGGGUGUUAGGAACGCGAUCAGUGAGCACUUCCUGUGCACACUGGGAUGCUGUCCACAAGCACCAUGGGGAGGGCCUGGGCGGGCGGGGCUUCUUCAAAGGCUGUGGCUCAGUUUGAGUCCCUUUCUCGGAGAAGGGCGGUGAAGACGGGCCACAGCCUGCUGGCGCAGCCCCUGGUGUGAGGGAGGCCAGCACCAGUCCACGUUGCACAGCCAGAAGGGGCAGGUCCUUCAGGGGGUUCCGGGGGCCCGGCUGGGCCGGGCCAGGCAGGGCUGGGCCGGGCUAGGGGUCUACACAGGCCCUGGGUCAUCAGAGACCAUGGUUCUGCAUAAAUCUGGGCGAUAUUUAAUUUCUAUGACUAAUCACUGAACUAAAACGAAUGUUGAAAUUUUGUAUGUCCGAAGCUUGAGUCUAUUUUGGAUCUGUACGUAAUCGUUACUGGUGUAACUUUUGUUCAUCGAAAGGAUUGUACUGUAUGAAGAACCCAUGAAAAAACCUGUCACAUUUUUUAAGAAAAUCUUGUUUAAAGCAAAAGUCUUGUAUAAAUUAUAAUUUUUACUUAAUUAAAUCUAAAAUGCUUUGUGCUAAGGCUCAGCCCCUUGCUUUCUUGGCAGGGUGUGGGGCCCCACGGGACCCCACGUCCCAUUGCCCCUGGAGGGUCCCUGCAGCCACUGUGAGCCUUGAUGUGUGAACUGAGUGCGGUGUGAGGAGACGGAGGCCAGCCAGUGCCAUGGGGCUGGGACCGGAUCGCAGCCCCACCAGUCGUAGUGUCCUGGCUCUGGCGAGUCACUGGCAGAGGGUUCCUGGUGACACUGGCAGUUGGGUUGAUUAGACACACUGGACAGAGGGAUGCAGGAAUCUACCUGGCUUCUAAAUCCACUGUGAUCAAGCAUGGGCCGGUGUAGCUCACGCCGAUAGUACCUGCUGUCUACAUUCCAAUCUCCAUGAACCCCAGGAAGGGCGCCGGAGCCAGGUGGAAACCUCAGGGGUGUAGCCAGGUAUGGCUGGGCGUUUGUACACUGUCAGUCUGUCUUCCAGUCUUCUGUGCAUCCAUCCACCCACCUACCCACCCAUCCUCACACCUGUCCAUCCAUGUAUCCAUCUACCUGUCCACGCAUCCGUCCACCCUGCCAGGCAGAGCAGGCACUGUCCUGCUGGCCGGGAUACAGCAGAGAAAGGACAAAGGUGGCUGGGAACCUGGCAAACUUAACACUCAGCCCCUGGCGAGACCACAGUGCUGCUGUGCCCGUGCUGCCUCCUCACCCUGCUCUCCUCUGCCCCUUGGGCUCGCCUUCUCCGUGCUCACUCAUAGCCCGAUGGUCUGCACAACUGCUGGGCAACACAGCCGGACCCAGGCCCAGUCCUGCUUGGCCUCACACUGGGUUCCAAGAGCAAAAUGGGGCGGAGCAGAAAGGCACAACAAGGUAGCCUAGUGCUCAUACCUGACCCUGAAGGGUUGUGCUGGCUGAAAAGCAGCCAUGCCAGGAAAGUGACAUGCUACACUGGGUGGCUGCCUGCAGGCAAACAGCAAAACCUACAGCAUACCACCUGCCCUUGGAGAAUUCAACCUCACAGAAAGGCAGCCACGGCAGCCUCGGAUUUUAAAAUGGUGGCCACCUGCGAGGGGCCGACGGGAGUUCAGGAAACAGGUGGUAGCAAAUACAUCAUUUUCUAAUCUUGAAACCAGCAAGAUUUAAAGGACCCGAGCCGCACUCUCCCCAGCAUUUCCAG
Fukomys damarensis (Damara mole-rat) is the source of this 5479-nucleotide messenger RNA. RefSeq names its product GRAM domain containing 4 (gene Gramd4). The record is from RefSeq and is a predicted model, not a curated record. The coding region runs from base 367 to 2109 and encodes 580 amino acids. Gene Ontology annotation, biological process: apoptotic process; negative regulation of toll-like receptor 9 signaling pathway. The transcript is spliced from 20 exons. NCBI's taxonomy places the organism in Eukaryota, Metazoa, Chordata, Mammalia, Rodentia, Bathyergidae.